AUGGAACACAAGAAAAGCACCACGAAGGUUCGCCCAUUUGAUUCUGAUGAAUGGCAGGUGGAAUACUUUGUUGCAUCUGAUGCGUCCGCUAUUAUCGAACAUACGAAACAAGUGCUGUUCCUAGAGGACGAUGAUGUAGCCUUUGUUGAAGAUGGAGCCCUAACAAUCCAUCGUGUUGGUCGUAGCUCUUCUGAGGACACAAUGCAAAAACGAGAAGUACAAAAUCUGAAUAUGGAAUUGCAGCAAAUAAUGAAAGGCAAUUUUAAGACAUUCAUGCAAAAGGAGAUUUUCGAGCAACCGGAGUCCAUAGUGAACACUAUGAGAGGUCGGCUUCUUCCAAGUGGACAAGUGGUCUUGGGUGGAAUAAAGGACUACACUUCAGAUAUCAAGAGAUGUCGUCGGCUUAUAAUCGUGGCGUGUGGUACGUCUUACAAUUCGGCUAUCGCGUGUAGGCAGAUUCUGGAAGAGCUUUCCGAAUUGCCAGUCGUGUUAGAGCUGGCUUCGGAUUUUCUGGAUCGCAAGACGCCGAUCUUCCGCGAUGAUGUUUGCAUCUUCGUUUCCCAGAGUGGAGAGACAGCCGACACCCUCAUGGCACUUAGGUACUGUAAGCCUCGAGGUGCUCUUCUUAUAGGAGUCACAAAUACCGUGGGUUCAUCGUUAUGUCGUGAAUCACACUGUGGAAUUCAUAUCAAUGCAGGUCCUGAAAUAGGAGCAUACACGUCACAAAUAUUGUCUCUCCUAAUGUUUGCUCUUGUAUUAUCUGAUGACCGUAUUUCGAUGAUGAGCAGAAGGAAGGAGAUCAUUACCGCUCUCAGUGAGCUACCAGGUCUGAUUCAAGAGGUGCUCGAAUUAGAUGAGGAAGUGCUUAAAAUUGCUCGGAAGUUUUAUAAAGAGAAAUCGCUACUUAUCAUGGGUCGAGGAUAUAAUUUUGCGACAUGUCUUGAAGGUGCUCUCAAAAUUAAGGAACUGUCAUACAUGCACUGCGAAGGAAUCAUGUCCGGUGAGCUGAAACAUGGGCCGUUGGCCAUGGUCGAUGAGAAUUUAUGUGUUUGUAUGGUUAUUUGUAAUGAUUCCGUUUAUAAGAAGUCUUUGAAUGCUCUUCAACAAGUUGUAGCCCGAGGCGGAGCACCCAUUAUUAUAGCAGAUCGCUCUGUGCCCGAAAAGGAUUUGGCCGGAAUGGAGCAUGUGCUGAAAGUUCCGAAGACUGUUGACUGUGUUCAAAACAUCCUAACCGUCAUUCCACUGCAGUUGAUGGCCUAUCACAUCGCUGAACUCAACGGACAAAAUGCAUGUUUUAUUCUACGACCUUUGGUAGAUCGUCCACGAAAUUUGGCCAAAUCAGUCACUGUUGAGUAA
This is a messenger RNA of Angiostrongylus costaricensis, 1356 nucleotides long. The record is from the annotation of a GenBank genome assembly. Lineage: Eukaryota; Metazoa; Nematoda; Chromadorea; Rhabditida; Metastrongylidae.